GCGCGCCUGCCCGCCGACGCCACUCCGGCACGCUCCGUCACCGCGCACGCCAAAGUUUUUUUUGCAAAGUACACGAGUUCUGUUGAGUAGCGACAAUUGUGACCAUGAAGCAAGGGUUGUUGGUGUUGAUCGCGGUGUGCGCUGUAGCCGUCGCCAUGGUGCCUAGGAAUAGGAGAGCUGUGGACACCGAGGAAGUGGAGGACAAGGCUGAGAACACCACCAGAACGUGCGCCCCUCAGACGCCCUGCUUCUGGGCCAUUUACGAUCAGCACAGCAAAGUCAUACAGAUAAAUCUAACUAAUACAUAUUGCGUCUGCGGCGAUGGCACGGUGUGCAAGAUGAUCGAGGAUGACUCGACCACAAACGCCUUGGUGCACAAAUGUCGGAAACCUUCGGAGGGUGAUCUGUUGAGCUAGCGAGCUUCUCAAGAAAUGAAGAGAGGUCGCUUAAUCUUCGUGCCCGGACUUAAUCUAUGCUCAUAAAGACUGUUCCUUAGUAGAUACAGAUACUAAAUCCCAUUAGAUGUUCAGAGGAUAUUACUGAAAUCAAAAUCGGCAGUAGGCCACCUGCAAGAUAUUUUGCAAGUUACCAAACUACCGGUCACUUAACAUCCAAAAGAUAUAACUAUAUUUGCAUUUCUAAUAUUUUACCUUAACAUAUUUGUAGUAUGGAUUCCUAUAAAAUGCAGAACGCAAAUGAUUAUUAGGUAUCGUCACUUGCACAUCACACACAUUGCAAUCGGUUUUUAAGUAUAUUAUCGGAUCAUUAUGAAUUUAUAAGAUGUUUUAUCCAAAGUAAACACCUACCUACGUAGAUAGAGUCACGGGGACUACUAGUCUCAGCAAUAUUAAUUUAAAUGACAGCAGUUCACUCGUAAUUAUUAACAAACACUGUUUUCAAAGCUGCGAACUGUAUAUUUGUGCUAAUUUGUUUCUUAAUAUAAAGUCAUCUCAAGCCACCGAUACAAAUAUCCGUAUAAAUGCUUCCAUUUUGUCAAGUAAUGUUAUUUUACGAACUGUACAUUCUACGUAGUUUUGAGCUCGCCUUAUUUCUUUUUCUUAUUACAAUUUGUAGCUGCCGGAGUGUUUGUUCGAACUAUUUUUUGAGUAUAAGCUUUUCUCAGUAACUAAUUAUAUUAUUAAUAGAAUAGAUAACGAUAAGUACUUACUAAUUGUAGUUUUUCUUUUCAUAAUUUAGUUAUUAAGUCAUUCACAAUCACAAUUUACCGAUGGAGAUCAAGCACGUCAUUUUUAAAGUUCCUAUUUUAUAUACAUACAUAUUUUAAUGAUUAUGUUUAAUGUACCUAAGUUUAAGUAAUUAUUCUAAGACAUUUGGUUUUGUACCGAUAGCGACUAGCUUACGUUGACAAAUAAAAUGACAUAAUAAAAUAAAGUUGUAUUAUUAGUUCGAUCAGAUUAAUCUUGUGUUUAGUAUUUGGCGUAAUAAAUGGUCAACAACUAAG
This is a messenger RNA of Helicoverpa zea (corn earworm), 1462 nucleotides long. RefSeq lists its product as uncharacterized. The transcript has 3 exons. The record is from RefSeq and is a predicted model, not a curated record. Bases 105 to 416 code for a protein of 103 amino acids. NCBI's taxonomy places the organism in Eukaryota, Metazoa, Arthropoda, Insecta, Lepidoptera, Noctuidae.